UCCGCAUAGCAUAAUAAAUAAAACCCCACCACAUGGUUUCUCGACACGAAAAAAAUUUAUAGAAGCUUCGAUUUUUUACAAAAACAUUUUGCAAAAGUCCUUCACAAUACAAUUUCUUCUCUUCAUUUCAAAUCAUAUGAUAUAAAACCUGAUUUUGAUUAUUUUGUUUUACAAUUUAAGAAGCACUAGAUAUUGCUGCUUUUCUUAUUAUCGUUGUUAUUACCAAAAAAAUCCGAGGGAGAUGGAUUGGGGAAACGUAACAGCAGAAGAUCUAAUCGGGGCAUUAAAGGAAAUAGAUUGGACAUCCCCUCCUCGUCCUCUCAAUGAAUUCCUCUCCAAAUUCACGAUUCCUCGCUCUUAUUCCAAGUGGAGUAGCCGCCUCAAAUGCAAUCUCUACUACUAUCGGACAAAUUACUUCAUUUUGAUACUACUGAUUCUUGGUUUUGCUUGUAUCUUAAGGCCUCUGGCGAUUCUAGCCACUGCGUUGUCAGCUCUAGCGAUUGCUUUCUUUAAUGAUAGUUUUGCAGCUAGUUUCAGUGAGAAGGUAACAAGAACUGUAAGGAAGUUUUCUCCACAUUUGGCGGCAAAGAUGAGACCUCCGCAUAUGCCUGUUAUCCGUGGCCGUCCAUCAGCGAAAAAAUCAGUGUACAUUUGUGGCCAGCCUCGUUUAUUGUUUGUCCUUUUAUUCUCAGCUGCCAGUUUUCUUCUGUGGUAUUCUUCUGGCAGUCUUUUGUAUGUUUCGUGGGCGUACAUCAUUAGCAUCUUUGUCACUGUUCUCCAUGCAAGUUUCAGAACACCUAACCUGAAAGCACGCCUCAACACAUUCCGUGAAGAAUUUCGUGCAGUCUGGCGCAAUUACAGUGAGCUCUAACUGUCUGCGGAGUUAAAAAGGACGUCAGGAUUAGUGCAAAUCCUGCUCCAUACCUUGCGUUUCAGUUAAAGUGAGAGUAUUCUUUGUAAAAUGUAAAUGGAUAGUUCUCAUCUUAAUAUUGAGUCAGUUAACAAUAUGAACUAGUCUGUAGCUUGUAGUAUUGCAAAAUUCUGCUGUGCUAUCUGCUUCUACGAUCGCUUGGCUGUAUGUUAGAUCUUUCGUCAGAGAGUCACGUGGAAUUUUCUAAUAGGAAAUGGAUUUUAAAUUUCCUCA
Populus nigra (black poplar) is the source of this 1144-nucleotide messenger RNA. RefSeq names its product PRA1 family protein A2-like. NCBI's taxonomy places the organism in Eukaryota, Viridiplantae, Streptophyta, Magnoliopsida, Malpighiales, Salicaceae. Gene Ontology annotation, cellular component: membrane. The coding region runs from base 242 to 871 and encodes 209 amino acids. The transcript is spliced from 7 exons. The record is from RefSeq and is a predicted model, not a curated record.